UUCCGGUCUGGGGAGGAACGCUUCCGGGUCGGUUGCCAGAGAGGAGGAAAAGAGGCAAAGAGACAGUCAUGUCGGCCUUCCGGGCGCUGGACCCGGCUAGAGGGGAGCCAGGCGGAGGCAGCAGAGCCGGGGCGGCCUCUUCGUCUUCCUCCGCCCCCGGAGGCCUCUUCCGGCCCCUGAACGCCGAGGACGAGGAACAGCAGCCGACCGAGAUCGAGUCCCUUUGCAUGGCUUGCUUCCGACAGGGAGUGACCCGGCUGCUGCUGACCAAGAUCCCGUUCUUCAAGGAGAUCAUUGUCAGUUCCUUCACCUGCGGCAGCUGCAACUGGACCAACACAGAGAUCCAGUCGGCCGGCCGGAUCCAGGACCAAGGCGUCCGCUAUACUUUGGCCGUGCGGAACAAGCAGGAUAUGAAUAGGGAAGUGGUGAAGACUGACUGUGCCACAGCUAGAGUCCCUGAGCUAGACUUUGAAAUCCCUGCUUUUUCUCAGAAGGGAGCUCUGACCACCCUUGAAGGGUUAAUUGACAGAGCCAUAACAGGACUGGAGCAGGACCAGCCGGGCCGCCAGGAAAUUGAUACAGCUCUGGCUGAAAAGAUAGAUGGAUUCAUCUCCAAGUUGAAGCGCUUGAAGGAAGUGGAAUCACCCUUCACUUUUAUCCUAGAUGACCCUUCUGGCAACAGCUUUGUGGAGAACCCUCAUGCCCCACUGCGAGAUGAAGUUCUGGUGGUCACCCAUUACUGGAGAACUGCUGAGCAGGCGGCCAUGCUGGGAAUUGAGGCUGAGGAACCCCAUGAAAACUCACCUGACUCUGCUGAUGAUCUCAGAAAUGAGGUGCAUCAGUUCAACACAAAUUGCCCUGAAUGUAAUGCACCUGCUAUUACAAACAUGAAGCUGGUGCAGAUUCCCCACUUCAAAGAAGUCAUUAUCAUGGCCACAAACUGUGAUGCCUGUGGGCAUAGAACGAACGAGGUUAAAUCAGGAGGAGCCAUAGAACCGUUGGGAACCAAGAUCUCCCUUCAUAUAACGGACUCAUCGGAUCUGACGAGAGAUCUUCUGAAGUCUGAAACCUGCAGAGUGGAGAUUCCAGAGCUAGAGUUCGAGUUAGGAAUGGGAGUCCUGGGUGGCAAAUUCACAACUCUGGAAGGACUGCUGAAGGACAUCCAGGGUCUGGUGGAAAAAAACCCCUUCACCCUUGGAGACAGCUCUAACCCUGACAGAACUGAGAGACUCCAUGCGUUCAGCAAGAAGCUGCAGCAGAUCCUGGAUGGGCAGCUGAAGGUACAUUUUGUCCUUGAUGACCCUGCAGGGAACAGUUAUCUCCAGAACGUCUAUGCUCCUGAGGAAGACCCCGAGAUGAAUGUGGAACGCUAUGAGCGGCGGUUUGAGCAGAAUGAAGAGCUGGGCCUUAAUGAUAUGAAGACGGAGGGCUAUGAGACAGAGCCCUCCUCCAAGCGGUAGCAAGAGCCCACUUCAAGUGCAACCCAAGGACACCAGAGGAGAAAGAAAGGAACUUUCCUGGCAGAGAUUUCUCUUUGGGAAGGAGUAGUUUGCAUCUGUGGUUUGUACCUCUCAAGACUGAUUUUCACUUACUGUCAGCAGCCAGCAGUGCCUGCCUACGUAUUAAAGCUGAAUUGUGGCUUAGUUGGAAUCUGACUGGCUUAUCUGUAGGCUGAUGUCCUGUUUGGGGCUUGGGCUGGGUGGGGAUCCAUUUUGUACAAAUGAGCCACCCUUGUCCAGGCACUGCAGUCUUCCUGGUGUCUGACUGGGUUAUUCAGCACUCGGUUGCAUUUUGGGUCCUGUCCAGUGUAUGGAUGGUGGCUUGUAUUUCUACCAUUUCUGCAACAUUGACAGCCCUUUACUGCCCUCUUUUCUGCAAAUGUUUAUCUUUUUCGUCUAUCUACUUUGGAGCAAUAAAAAAGUGGAUCUGUUCUCGUAA
Molecule: messenger RNA, 1938 nt
Organism: Sceloporus undulatus (fence lizard)
Lineage: Eukaryota; Metazoa; Chordata; Lepidosauria; Squamata; Phrynosomatidae
Gene: ZPR1
Product: ZPR1 zinc finger
Exons: 14
Coding region: 69-1460 (463 amino acids)
Cellular component (GO): cytoplasm; nucleus
Molecular function (GO): zinc ion binding
Source: RefSeq, a predicted model, not a curated record